Molecule: messenger RNA, 1921 nt
Organism: Nasonia vitripennis (jewel wasp)
Lineage: Eukaryota; Metazoa; Arthropoda; Insecta; Hymenoptera; Pteromalidae
Product: low-density lipoprotein receptor-related protein 4-like
Exons: 2
Coding region: 843-1766 (307 amino acids)
Source: RefSeq, a predicted model, not a curated record
AUACUCAGAGCAGGUAUGGACGGAUCGUCUCCGAGCCUGAUCGUGAACAAGUCGGGUCUAGCUCGAAUGCUGGCCAUCGACCGAUCCAGCGAACGACUCUACUGGGCGAGUCACGUGAACAUCGAGAGCGUAAACUAUGAGGGUGAAGAUCGCCGAGUGGUGUUACCGAUCUCCUUGCGCAUGCCACUGGGUAUAGCGUUUGUGAGCAAUCGACUUUACUGGCUGAAACCCGUGACCGGUUUGGACGAAAAGCCCGAAAUUUGGAGUUGCGAUGUAGACGGAGCAACCGGUGCUUGCCGCACCUCCAAUCAGUUACCGCACAGUUAAAAAUCGUUUUUCGAAUAGAAUCCGAAUUUGUGUAGAAUAUUUUAUUGAGUUAGUUUGCAAAGUCAUACAAAACAUUUUGCACGAAUUUCUCCUUACACGCGAUGCUAUCUCACGGAAAAUCAUUAACCUGUGCGAACAUUGUAGACGGCGAUUACAUCAAGGGCUACGACUUCAAGGAAAUGCGUUUGACUCUUGAUUCCGCAGCCAAUCCCUGUAAGUCGAACAACGGAGGUUGUGAACAGCUCUGUCUGCUGAGCAACAGUUCGAGCACAGGCUACAGCUGUGCUUGCAAGCUCGGACAACGACUCAACGCUGAUCGAAAAACCUGCAACUCAGCUGCUCAAGAAGAGUUUCUACUUUACGCGCAAGGGAGAUUUUUACUGGGAAAGUCUCUAGAUCGACUGGGGUGAGCGUUUAUCUAUUGCAAAAAUAAAAAGUAUAUUAAAAAUAUCGCUUAUCGGAGAGCCGAUGCAGAGGAUACGCCAAACUUCGCCGACGUUAUCUAUCCAACCGGCAUGAGAAUUAAAUUUCUGGCCUUGAACAAAGUCCCCAGCGUCACCUGUGACGUGCGCGACGGUUUAGUCAUGUACAGCGAUGACAAGGGCAUCUACAAGCAAGAUUUCUUCAUUCCCAUCGAAUCUGCAAGUCAAAUCGAUGAAAGUCAGGAUCCCAAUUACACUCAGGUGGCGCACCUGGCCGUAGACUGGGUCUCCAAGAAUCUUUACCUAAGCAUCAUUUCGACUAGGUUGCCUAAUUUCAUGAUCGCCGUUCAUCCUUACGCUGGCAUUGGAUCUCCUCCGCCAGUAUCGGGUGUCGAAAAGUACUCGUAUUUGUAUAUUUUUCCAAGAUACGACUGGAUAAUCGAAAGCAUCGCCGUGCAUCCGAAUCGCGGCUACAUUUUCCUUGGAGUCUCGGAACGAUCUGGAGAACAUUCCGGAGUGUAUAGAUUCAACAGCGACGGCACGGACAAGAAACUCCUUUAUAAUCGUCAGAACGUGACGUCUUUGGCGAUAGAUUACAAGGAAGACAGGCUCUACUGGAUAUGCCAAGACGGGACCACGCUCGAGAGUGCGAAAAUUGACGAUUACGCGACGGACAGUAGAAAGUUGGACGUGCUGAACAUGAAGACCGUGAGCGUGGACAGCAAGUGGGCUUACGUGAGCAAUUACACCGGUGUCUGGCGAGUGGACAAGCUUUCCGGUACCGCGGUGACGAAGCUGAAAAACGUCAAUCCUGGUGAAGAGAUGCUGGCUGGUACCACGAUUUUCAGCGCCGAAUCACAACCUCUGCUGGACGAUCAUCCUUGCGCCGUGAACAGGGGUGGCUGUCAGAGAUUAUGUUUCGCCGUUCCCGACAGCAACGAAGCCGUCGGUCUGAAGAAGAAGUGCGGCUGUCUCAUAGGCGAAACGCUGCAAGCAGACGGCAGAACGUGUGUUUAGUUUAGGACAAAAAAUAAAUAGCUCCGAUACUUACACGUGCGUUUCAUUUUCCAAUCGACGAAGUCAUCGUUGAUUCGGUCAAGUUCGACGUAUACACGCGCGUCUAUAGAUACCUAAGCGUCGGCUUGGAAACUUGCGACAAACUUGGCUGGGCA